AUGGUGGACGCGGCGGAGCAACCGCUUCCCGCCUCCGUACUACCGGACGAGGGAGAAAGCCUCCUCAAGAUCCGCAUUGAGAGGAUGCAUAAGAAGCUGACGGAACCACCACGGUUGCUUAGCUCGGCCGCGGGACGACCAACUUGCUCCAUCUUCCGAGUACCUCAGAGCAUGAUUGACUGUAACGGAAGAUGCUAUGAGCCGCGAGUCGUCUCGAUCGGACCGUAUCACCGUGGCAAAAUGCACCUCAAAAUGAUUGAAGAACACAAAUGGCGUUACUUAAACGUUCUUCUCGCUCGAACCCAAAACCUAACUCUAGAGGCUUACAUGAAGCGCGUGAGGACCGUUGAGGAAGAGGCGAGGGAGUGUUACUCCGAGUCAAUACACAUGGAGUCCGAAGAGUUCAACGAGAUGAUGGUUCUUGACGGUUGCUUUAUUCUUGAGCUGUUUCGUAAAGUGAGCAUUCUUGUUCCUUCCGAACCUAACGAUCCACUUAUGGCCAUGGCUUGGGUUCUUCCUUUCUCUUACAGAGAUUUGCUCCGUCUUGAGAAUCAAAUCCCUUUCUUAGUUCUUGAAACUUUGUUCGAUCUCACGAGAGGUGAUAACGAGAAAGAGACCAACGCUUCAUUACAGUCUCUAGCGUUUGCCUUCUUUAACAACACGAUGCACAGAACAGAUGAAGAUCUCGCCAGGUUCAAAGACCUAAAAGCCAAACACCUCCUCGACCUCGUCCGGUCAAGCCUCAUCCCGAAGAAUGAGCUUCACGAGCCGCCGGUAACGAAUAGUAAGGAGAAGAUGCCGUCCCACGUCAUACACUGCAUCUCGAAGCUCCGGCGAGCCGGGAUCAAGCUCCGGGAGCUGAAAGACGCAGAGAGCUUCUUGGUGGUGAGAUUCAGGCACGGAACGAUCGAGAUGCCGACGAUCACCGUCGAUGACUUCAUGAGCAGUUUCUUAGAGAACUGCGUGGCCUACGAACAAUGCCACGUGGCGUGCUCAAAGCAUUUCACGACAUACGCGACGCUACUAGACUGUCUGAUGAACAGUUACAGGGACGUAGAGUAUCUAUGCGAGCAAAACAUCAUAGAGAACUAUUUCGGAACAGAUGCAGAGAUCGCGGGAUUCGUGAACAGUCUAGGCAAAGACGUGGCCUUCGACAUAACACAGUGUUAUCUCAGAGACUUGUUUAAAGACGUGAAUAAGUAUUACAUGAGUGGUUUGCAUGUGACAUGGGCUGGUUUCAAAUACACUUACUUUAGCUCUCCUUGGUCUUUUGUCUCCGCUCUUGCUGCUUUUGUUCUUUUGGUUUUGACCGUUGUCCAGACUAUUUACACUGUUCUCCAGGCUUAUCAAAAAUAAAUUCAAUGUUUCAUCACUA
Messenger RNA from Capsella rubella, 1375 nucleotides. Its product is annotated as UPF0481 protein At3g47200. Lineage: Eukaryota; Viridiplantae; Streptophyta; Magnoliopsida; Brassicales; Brassicaceae. The record is from RefSeq and is a predicted model, not a curated record. The coding region runs from base 1 to 1356 and encodes 451 amino acids. The transcript has a single exon.